AGGAAGGUGUGAACUGUAAAGUAAACUAGUCAUCCAGAAAGAAAGAAAAACGAGAAAAUACAUAUAAUAUGACCAAACUCAAGCAUAUAAAAAAAUCUCAACAGAGGAAACAAAGCAUAGAAAGCAUCAUCGAAAGCCCAACCACUCUCAACAAAAAGUUCUCUUUCUAAAUCCUAAACUCAAAAAAAAAACAAAAAAAAAACAUAAAAGAAAACAAGAAGCGUAUGGAAGAAGAAGACGGAGGCGCGUCUACGCCGUUUUGGCUCCAAUCCCGCCGCAAUAACACUUACUUCCACCGUACAUCUAGUCUCGGCAACCGCGCAACCUCCGUCGCAAUCCAAUCAUUCUUCGCCGGAGUAGCUGCGAUCCUCAUAGUCUUCUUCAUCAUCCCUCCCUUCUUCUCCUCCGUUUCUCAGUUUCUCCGACCACACCUUGUCCGUAAAAGCUGGGACUAUCUCAACUUCGUCCUCGUACUCUUCGCCGUCGUCUGCGGCUUCCUCAGCCGCAACACCGGCAACAACGACGAAAGCAAUCACAACAAGGAAGAAGAAGCUGCUAAAAGCAAUGACGUCAUCAACGGAUACAGUUUCGACAAGUACUCAUCGAGCUCGCCGUCGAUCAUCGAACGUGGUCGUAGUGUUGCCACGCCGCGUUACUGGAUCGACGAUCGCGGCGGAGAUCAGUUUCAGGAUCAGACGGUGUACAAGAGGUUUAGUAGGUUACGGAGUGUUAGCUCGUAUCCAGAUCUGAGGAACCGAGAGUUUGAAACCGAUGAACGGUGGAGAUUUUACGACGAUACACGUGUCAGUGAAUGCCGUUACGAAGCUUCAGAUCCGAUCUAUCAAAGUCAAGAAGACGGCGUUGACGGCGGAGGAGGGAAGCUCCGUUCCGAUACUGAGAAAGUUGAGGUCGUUGAGACGGCGACGGCUGAAGUAGUGGAAGAGAUAUCGGCGUCUUGUAAUCCGGCGCCUCCACCUUCUGCUCCGCCGUCUCCUCCGCCGCCUCCUCCUCCAACGUCUAAGAGGAGGACAAAGAGAGUGUACCACGAUGUUGCUCCAAAGGAAGAGAAGGAGAGAGCUGAUUUUGUGGAGGAGACGAUUAAUACGAUUCCGCCUCCUGCGACGACUGUGUAUCGGAAGAGCAGUAAAAAGGAGAAGAAGAAAGGCGGAGCAACCAAGGAGUUUCUGAUCGCGCUAAGGAGGAAGAAGAAGAAGCAGCGGCAACAGAGCAUCGACGGUCUUGAUUUACUCUUCGGCUCCGAUCCUCCUCCGCCGUCAAGUUCACCUCCGCAUCCUCCUCCGCCGCCGCCUCCACCACCUUUCUUCCAGGGACUCUUCUCGUCCAAAAAAGGUAAAAGCAAGAGAACCUAUUCAAAUCCGCCGCCUCCUCCGCCGCCACCACCGCACCGGAACUUCCAGUCCCGCGCAUCAGCGGCGAGCAUCCGCAAAGCUCCGAUGGAAUCCAAUCCGCCGGCUGAAGUAACACGAUUCACCGGAAGCGAAUCGCCACUGUUGCCCAUCCCUCCGCCGCCGCCUCCACCGCCGUUUAAAAUGCCGGCGUGGAAGUUCGUGAAGCGUGGAGAUUACGUGAGGAUGGCUAGCAACAUCAGCAUAAGCUCAGACGAGCAUGAGGAUGAUCAGGAUGUAGCUCAAACCGGUAAGAGCAACGGUAGUAUGUUCUGUCCGAGUCCUGAUGUAGAUACCAAAGCUGAGGAUUUCAUCGCGAGGAUCAGAGCUGGGCUCAAGUUGGAGAAGAUGAACUCUGUGAAAAGAGGGAGAUCUAAUUUAGGACCCGAACCCGGUCCAGAUGAAUCCAAAUCUUAAACGGGUUGUAGGCCUAGGCCCAAUCGUAUAGAUGUUGGUUUCCUUUUGUAUCUGUGUUUUCUUUCUUGAACGUCGGAUUCCUUUUUGGUGAGUUGUUGAUUUUUUUGUUCUUACAUUUAUUUAUUUUCCUAUGUGGUGUAUGCAAUUCUAGCCCAUCAUAUGGCUAACCAAAAGAUCUUUUAUGUACUUCGUGAGAAAAAAAAUUAUGUUAUUUGUUUCAGUCAA
Molecule: messenger RNA, 2048 nt
Organism: Raphanus sativus (radish)
Lineage: Eukaryota; Viridiplantae; Streptophyta; Magnoliopsida; Brassicales; Brassicaceae
Exons: 1
Coding region: 225-1823 (532 amino acids)
Source: RefSeq, a predicted model, not a curated record